Messenger RNA from Ananas comosus (pineapple), 423 nucleotides. RefSeq lists its product as uncharacterized. Bases 1 to 423 code for a protein of 140 amino acids. The transcript has a single exon. The record is from RefSeq and is a predicted model, not a curated record. Lineage: Eukaryota; Viridiplantae; Streptophyta; Magnoliopsida; Poales; Bromeliaceae.
AUGUUAGAAUUCACAGUUGGUGAUCACGUGUUCCUGAAGGUGUCGCUAACCAAGGGGGUAAUAUGGUUUGGGCUUCGAGGAAAGCUGAAUCCGUGUUACAUUGGACCUUUUGAAAUACUCGAACGAGUCAACAACGUGGCGUACCGAGUAGCAUUACCGCCUUCUCUUGCUGGGGUGCAUAAUGUGUUCCAUGUGUCGAUGCUCCGAAAGUAUGUUCAAGAUCCAAAACACGUCAUCGACUAUUCUCCAAUUCAGCUGAGAGAUGACCUAUCAUACGAGGAGCAGCCUAUCCGGAUCUUGGAUCGAAGGGAAAAGGUUUUGCGAAAAAGGACGGUUCAGCUGGUACGUGUGCUGUGGAGGCAUCACGCAGAGAAUGAGGCGACGUGGGAGCCGAAAGAGGAGAUACGGAGCAAAUAUCCUUAG